Molecule: messenger RNA, 1494 nt
Organism: Knipowitschia caucasica
Lineage: Eukaryota; Metazoa; Chordata; Actinopteri; Gobiiformes; Gobiidae
Source: the annotation of a GenBank genome assembly
AUGCAGAGUUGGACGCAGUUAUACCGCUCCCUCGCCACGCGGGGCCACCAGCUUCCCUGCAAACUCCAUGGAGCUGCAGCAGUGUCGGUCAGAACGUACGCUGACAAAGCAGCCAUUGAUGCUGACGUCACAGUGGUGGGCUCUGGUCCAGGAGGAUACGUCGCCGCUAUUAAGGCCGCACAGCUUGGCUUUAAGACAGUAUGUGUGGAGAAAAAUGCAACGUUGGGCGGAACCUGCCUGAAUGUUGGUUGUAUACCUUCAAAGGCACUUCUCAACAACUCCUACUUGUACCACAUGGCUCACGGAAAGGAUUUUGAAAGCAGAGGAAUAGAAAUUUCAGGAAUCUCGCUGAACCUUGAAAAAAUGAUGGCACAGAAAUCGAACGCAGUCAAAGCAUUAACUGGAGGAAUCGCACAUCUCUUCAAACAGAACAAAGUGACCCAUGUGAACGGGUUUGGAAAGGUGACUGGGAAGAACCAGGUGACCGCCACAACAGCAGACGGAGAGCAGGUCAUAAACACCAAGAACAUCCUCAUCGCCACAGGCUCCGAGGUCACGCCCUUUCCUGGCAUUGAGAUUGAUGAAGUGUCCGUAGUUUCAUCGACAGGAGCUUUGAGUCUGAAGAAGGUUCCAGAGGAGCUCAUAGUCAUCGGAGCUGGAGUCAUCGGAGUGGAGCUGGGCUCCGUGUGGCAGCGACUCGGGUCUAAAGUCACCGCUGUGGAGUUCCUCGGCCAUGUGGGCGGCAUGGGCAUCGAUAUGGAGAUGUCCAAAAACUUUCAGCGAAUUCUGCAAAAGCAAGGUCUGAAGUUCAAACUGGGAACUAAAGUCAUGGGAGCCACAAGGAGGCCAGACGGAAAGAUCGAUGUGGCGGUUGAAGCCGCAGCGGGAGGAAAGAACGAUACUCUCACUUGUGAUGUUUUGCUGGUGUGUAUUGGACGGAGGCCGUUCACUCAGAACUUGGGUUUGGAAUCUGUGGGAAUCGAGCUGGACAACAGAGGCCGCAUCCCGGUCAACAACCGCUUCCAGACCAAAGUACCCAGUGUAUAUGCCAUUGGUGACGUGGUCGCCGGGCCCAUGUUGGCGCACAAAGCUGAGGACGAGGGGAUCAUCUGCGUGGAGGGCAUGGCCGGAGGAGCCGUGCACAUCGACUACAACUGUGUCCCAUCUGUGAUCUACACUCACCCUGAGGUGGCCUGGAUCGGCAAGACAGAGGAGCAGAUCAAGGAGGAGGGCGUCCCGUACAAAGUCGGCAAGUUCCCGUUCGCCGCCAACAGCCGCGCCAAAACCAACGCAGACACUGACGGCUUGGUCAAGAUCAUCGGCCACAAAGAGACGGACAGGAUGCUCGGAGCUCACAUCAUCGGAACUGGGGCAGGAGAUAUGAUCAAUGAAGCUGCUUUGGCUAUGGAGUAUGGGGCGUCUUGUGAGGAUAUUGCCAGAGUUUGUCACGCACAUCCGGUUUCCUCCGGGUGCUCCGGUUUCCCCUACCACUAA